Molecule: messenger RNA, 1592 nt
Organism: Salvia miltiorrhiza (redroot sage)
Lineage: Eukaryota; Viridiplantae; Streptophyta; Magnoliopsida; Lamiales; Lamiaceae
Product: transcription factor DICHOTOMA-like
Exons: 2
Coding region: 246-1256 (336 amino acids)
Biological process (GO): regulation of secondary shoot formation
Cellular component (GO): nucleus
Molecular function (GO): DNA-binding transcription factor activity; sequence-specific DNA binding
Source: RefSeq, a predicted model, not a curated record
GGACAACUUUACUAUGUUUUCAGUAAUUAAACUGUUAUGAGCAUCGACCACACAGAAAAACCCUCUUUCCUCUCUCGCUACAUCUCCAUCUUUCCACGUUGAUAGAAAUGGCAGAAUUUAAUUCAAAACGAUAAGGGUUUCCAAAUCUUUGUCGAUAAAAACUAAUGUAACAAAGUAGGGUUGUUGUUGGUGUUGUUGUUUCUGCUUCCACAAAAAAAAAAAAAAAAAAAAAGAAAAGAAAAAAAAUGUUCAGCAAGAAUAAUGCAUACAAUUUCUCACUCCCCUCUGCCUCCUCCCAUCCUCGUACCUCCGCGGCGGCCCUUGUCGGCCUGAACGCCAACGACUUCUUGCUCCACCACCACGACAUGCUCUCGGCUCAUCAUCACUUCGCCGCCAAUCAAGAACUUUACGGCCUAAGCGGGGACCAUCCCUUGGCCGCGGCCGCGAAUCCAUGUGGCGGCGCCAAGGCCUCGAAGAAGGACCGGCACAGCAAAAUCGACACGGUGCAAGGGCCGCGGGAUCGGAGGGUUCGGCUCUCGAUCGGAGUUGCUAGAAAGUUCUUCGAUCUUCAAGAAAACCUAGGUUUCGACAAGCCCAGCAAAACCCUUGAUUGGCUCCUCACCAAGUCCAAGGCCGCCAUCCAAGAUCUCGAGGAGAUGAAGGAGAGGGACGCCGCCGCGGCCGCCAAGAGCGGCGGCUCCUCCGAGUGCGAGGUGGACUCCGGCGAGGCCCUCGAGAACGGGGCGGAGAAUCCGAAGCACGCCGCCAACUCGUCAAACAAACUGAAAGCGGCUGCGGCGGCCAAGGAUUCCUCCGCCAAGGAGUCGAGGGUGAAGGCGAGGGCUAGAGCGAGAGAGCGGACGAGAGAGAAAAUGUGCAUCAAGAAGCUGAACGAGACCAGAAAUAUCAACGCCGAUUUCGCCCCCAUCCACUUCAUGAACAACCAGCUCGAUCUUCGCAAGAUCGCGGCCGCUUCCAGCAGCAACAUCAACCUCGGAUUUCGCGAGGCGAUGCAGCUCCAUUGCCACCCCACCUACGAAGCUCAUGCCGCAGCCAAUCAUGAAGACCUAAUUCAAGAAUCCAUUGUGAUCAAAAGGAAAGUCAAGAACCCAUUGGGAUUUCAGCAGAAUCUCUUCAUCUCCAGCUCCAACUAUGGCGUCCCAGCGCCUUACAAUGCCGCCGCUGCCGAGAAUUGGGACAAUAUCUGCGCCAUUUUGGAUCAGCACAAGUUCAUCAAUAGCACUUCAAACAACUAGGGAAUGAAAGAAGAUAAUUUUGGGAGGGUACACUAGCAGUUGAGGUCAGGAUUGUUGAAGCUGUUUUUCACCUUGUGCUUGAGGCAUAUAUGUAAGUUCUGUUACCUUAUUUUUCUUGAAUUUCUCCCAUUGAUGUAAUAUGGUUGUCAGGACUUAAAUUUUAAAAAAACCAAUGUAAUCUACUAUUGCAUUGAUAAAUAUUGUUCUUUUUCUUUUUCUUUGUGGACACAAAAUCUGCGUUGAAUUAAUAUUUGGUGGAUUGUGUUGUGUGUACUAUUCAUCCAUGUUAGUGCACUACACUUUCAAUGAAAAAGAUCAUGCUUUUGGUUAUAUAUA